AUGGCCUCAGACCUACGACUUGCGAAGGCCCAGCGGCCCCCCAACCCCUACGGAGUCCCCUCGAUAACCAUCGAGCCGACCCAGCUCUACUUGCGCCAGCUGCACUCCAUGGCCCACCGCAGAGACGUCCUCGUUAGGAACGGCUUCGUCGUCCACCCGCUCUCCGAAGCCGACAUGGACGAUAAGAAACGCUGCCGCAAGUGCAACCUCCGCUGUCAGUCUUUCCUCCCUCGCCCCGGGGUUGGUCCGCGUCUGCUAAAGCAUUUCCCUGCAGGCUCCAACAACAAGAACAAAUAUAAGCCGAAUGACAAAGACGGAAAGAUAGGGCCCAAGAAGGAUACCUUGAACCCCGACCCCUCGUCCAACGAGAAGCUCUCCAAACCGGUUCUCAAGUGCCGGUACCACACCGGCCGCGUUGACCGCAUGUACUGGACCUGCUGCCGCGCUCACGCCUCCACCCCAGGCUGCACUUGGGCCCCGGAGCACCUCACCUGGACCUAUGCCCGGGCCGACUUCAAGACCCGGCACCAAUACCACCACACCCCUGCCUUCUCCCCAGCCGCCACUACUACUGCUACCACUACCACCGUCUCCUCCCGCGCCGCACCACCUCAUCGCAGACCCCACUUCGCCGUCGCCAUCGACUGCGAGAUGGGCACCGCCUACGACGGCGAGUCCGAGCUUAUCCGCGUCACCCUGGUCGAUUACUUCACCUCGGAGAUCCUCCUCGACAGCCUCGUCUACCCCCAGGUCCCCAUGCAGCACUACAACACAAAGUGGUCCGGCGUAUCGCGCCAGCAGAUGAAGGACGCCCGCGACAAGGGCAAGUGCAUCGCCGGAGGCCCUGCCGCCGUCCGCGAAGCAGUCUGGCGCUGGGUCGGCCCCAGCACCGUCGUCGUCGGCCACGCCGUCCAUAACGACCUCGCCGCCCUGCGCUGGAUCCACCCGCUCGUCGUCGACUCGCUCGUUCUCGCCACCACCACACGUGCUGAGCAGGAGAAACGCGAGCAAGAGGAGAAGGAAAAGAAGAAGCGAGAGGAGGAUGACAAGUACGAGGAGAAGCGUGGCGAGCAAGGAAACGAGAAAGAGAAGGCUGCUGCCACCGUCGCCACUUUAGAGGAGGGGGAGGAUGAGGAGGACGGCGGCGGCGACCUCAUUUCCUUUGAAGAGCUUGCCCUCGGGCCCCGGGAUAGCAAGGAGAACCCAAAGAAGCCCUCGGUCGCCAAGACCAGGGUUAGGCGCAAACCUGGCGGCCUCUCACUCAAGGCACUCACGGCCGAAAUGUUCGACCGCCAGAUCCAAAAGGCGAAGCAGGGCCACGACAGCCUGGAAGACGCGCUGGCCGCCAGGGACAUUGUACACUGGUUCGUCAUGGAAAAGAUGGCGGGGGCGCAAGCACAAGGCGGGGGGUCCGUCACAUCAGAUGUCUGGUGA
Messenger RNA from Colletotrichum graminicola M1.001, 1434 nucleotides. RefSeq names its product exonuclease. The record is from RefSeq and is a predicted model, not a curated record. The transcript is spliced from 2 exons. Gene Ontology annotation, molecular function: exonuclease activity; nucleic acid binding. NCBI's taxonomy places the organism in Eukaryota, Fungi, Ascomycota, Sordariomycetes, Glomerellales, Glomerellaceae. Gene Ontology annotation, cellular component: nucleus. Gene Ontology annotation, biological process: rRNA processing; ribosomal large subunit assembly. The coding region runs from base 1 to 1434 and encodes 477 amino acids.